Lobosporangium transversale is the source of this 2111-nucleotide messenger RNA. RefSeq lists its product as hypothetical. Gene Ontology annotation, molecular function: transcription coregulator activity; zinc ion binding; sequence-specific DNA binding. Gene Ontology annotation, biological process: chromatin remodeling; regulation of transcription by RNA polymerase II. The record is from RefSeq and is a predicted model, not a curated record. Gene Ontology annotation, cellular component: nucleus; nuclear chromosome. Lineage: Eukaryota; Fungi; Mortierellomycota; Mortierellomycetes; Mortierellales; Mortierellaceae. The transcript is spliced from 6 exons. The coding region runs from base 1 to 2082 and encodes 693 amino acids.
AUGGCAAACUGGGUGAAUCAUACCUCGGUCAACAUGCAGCAUCCUCAAUCAUCAGGCCGUCAUUCGAGUGUAGGCUCUGACAUGGGUUCCAUGGCACCAGUCACAGUACCUGGUGCUGUUUUACCUGGUGUAUCGGGUGUUCCUGGUGUUCCUGGUGUUCCUAGUGUUCCUGGUGUUCCUGGUGUUCCUGGUGUUCCUGGUGUUCCUGGUGUUCCUGGUGUUCCUGGUGUUCCUGGUGUUCCUGGUGUUCCUGGUGUUCCUGGCAUUCCUGGUGUAUCUGGUGUUCCUGGUGUAUCUGGUGUACCUGGUAUAGUCGGCGUACCAGGCAUGGCGGGUGUACCUGUUAGUGCUGGUGCUACUGCUAUGGGACCUCAGUACCCUACACCAACCAAUGCAACAAUCAAUGCAGCAGCAGAUACAACAACCAAUGCAGCAACCCAUGCAGCAACCCAUGCAGCAACCCAUGCAGCAACCAAUGCAACAACCUGUGCCACAACCGAUCCAGCAGCCGAUCCAGCAGUCAACCCAACAGCCAACUCAACAGUCAAAUCAGCAGCCGAUGCAGCAACCUAUGCAACAACCUAUGCAGCAACCUAUGCAGCAACCUAUGCAGCGUCCAUCUCAUGUCAAUUUCAGCAACAACAUCGAUCAGGAGGAAGUGCAGCAGCAGCAGCAGCAGCAGCUAGUUCGCUUUCAGCCAUGCCUAAUGUCCAGGGAACAUAUAGUACAUAUGCAUCUCGGAUACGCGAUACAGCGAAUGCAUUAGUUUUGCCACCGGCAUUGGGACGAAGAGCCAAACGUGCAGCUGUAGCUUCUAUGAUGGAGUCCGAUGAGGACGAUUGGGAUUUUGAGGAAGGGGGAUCCUCACGGAGCACACCCAGUAAUCGGAUCCAGAGACAGCUGGAAAAGGAGAGAAUCGAAAAGGAGAAGAAGGCAUGGGUCAAACGACCCCGGAAGACACGCCAUGUCUAUCACACGCAGCAAGCUCUUGAAACCAGUGCAGAUCAGGACGCAAUUCUGGUGCCAAUCCGCUUGGACAUUGAUACAGAUGAGAUUCGGUUACGAGAUUCAUUCACCUGGAACGUGAACGAGCAAUUAUUGACCCCAGAACAAUUUGCAGAAAUCCUAUGCGAUGACUUGGACUUGAACAUGAAUAAAUUUGUACCUGAAAUUGCGCAAGCUAUACGGAAUCAAGUCGCGGAAUUUGAGCCCGUCGCAGAAGUUCAAGUUCCUAACGAGGGUGCUCGUGUUGUCAUUCAUCUUGAUCUGCAUGUUGGAGGGAUCAACUUACGAGAUCGGUUUGAAUGGGAUGUAGGCUCGGAUCUGACGCCAGAGGAAUUCGCAAAACAAUUAACUGCAGACUUGGGACUCGGUGGGGAAUUUGUAUCCAUUAUUGCACAUGAGAUUCAUGAACAACUCUAUCGUUUCAAACAAGAUCGACUCUUGGAUCGAGGUGGAAUCUUUGAAUCCGAACCGUUGUUCUCGGGAUUUCGAUCUUUGGAUGAUGCAGAGAGUUGGACCCCGGCACUCGAAGCUUUAACUACAGAGGAACUUGAAAAGAUUUUGGAAACCAACGAUCGUAGUAUCCGGCUUAAACGUCGUGAAAACUCUCGGUAUCAGGGAGGGAAUCGUCGCCGCGCAGGUGGCGGCGGUGGCGGUAGCGGAUUUGGUGGUGUUGGUAGUGGUAUUGGAUUAAUAUCAUAUGUUGGUGGUAGCAGAGGAGGCUAUGGCUCAUACUCAUCGCCAGCAAAUCGUCGUGGACGUCCCAACAAGGGUGCAUUUGUGAAUAUGGAGCCUUAUGAGGGCUGGCAAUGUCAACAUUGUGGAUUAGGCGCAGCCUCGACUGUCAUGCUGCGAUCUGGCCCUGCAGGUGAAAAGACGCUUUGUAAUACUUGUGGUCUCCAUUGGAUCGUGCACGAAAAAUUGCCGGAGGAACGAAAGGAUCUGUUUGUUUUCAAGUCAGAGUCAAAGGCUGAGAACCCUAUAACAGUAGCAUCAUCAACUCCAACAACAACCCCUCCAACACCAACUCCAACCGCAACAGUUCCCACAGACACAGGAGUAGAAAUUAUGGCAUCUUGAGUGGACUAAAUAAAUAACUUUGAUCCUGU